AUGGCAGGCGGAUUAACCCCCGUCCAUUUCUUCUCCCAUGGUUCCACGUCCAUGCUCGGCGAACCGUCCGACUCGGCCGAUUAUUGGAAAGAAUGUGGUGAGGCAGCGUGUCGCAACGGGAUUGAGCAUGUCCUGAUUAUGGGCGCGCAUUGGGCUGCUGUGGGCGAUGAGAUUCAAAUCGCCACCAACCCGAAACCCAAAAAAGCACCGAUUGGUGGUGUCCACCCUAGCAAAUACGUCGACUACGAAUUGAUUCCAGAUCUGCCCAUGGGGGAACGUGUUAUAUCGACCCUUCGAAAGGCCGGAUUCAACGCAUCUGCCAAUCCCAACUUUGAUUGGAUUCACGACGUAUAUCUGAUCUUGAUCCGCACAUUCCCACAGCGCUGUCCUCCCACGACAGUGGUCAGUAUGAACGCUCGCUUUGAUCCACACUAUCAUAUGCGUGUUGGGGCAGCUUUACGACCACUGCGUCGAGAAAAUGUCUUAUUUAUUGGCUCUGGCGGUACUGUGCACAAUCUCUACCGAAAUGUCUGGUGGCCGCUGCUUCGUUACUCGGAUAAUUUUGCUAUGCCAACGCCUCCUGGCGAUUGGGCAUUGGAUUUCCGUCAGGAAGUUGAAGAUGCUAUGACGAAAGCUUCAGGACCAUUGCUCAGAAAAAGUGUCACUAUGCUGAUGAAGAUACCAAAGUAUCGUGAUGCCCAUGCCACCGAUGACCACAUUAUGAGUGCCAUGUUUGUGGCUGGGCUUGUGGGAGACGUCGAGGAUGAAGGAACUCCGGUUGAGAUUGGAGCUGAAGACUGGGAGCUUACUAACAUGUGUAAUACCCAGUUUACGUUUGCAAAAUGGGAGACGUGA
Molecule: messenger RNA, 855 nt
Organism: Talaromyces rugulosus
Lineage: Eukaryota; Fungi; Ascomycota; Eurotiomycetes; Eurotiales; Trichocomaceae
Exons: 2
Coding region: 1-855 (284 amino acids)
Molecular function (GO): zinc ion binding; ferrous iron binding; oxidoreductase activity, acting on single donors with incorporation of molecular oxygen
Source: RefSeq, a predicted model, not a curated record